AUGGUCCGCGACUUCCCACGGGAACCAUUCCCCCGGCAAUGGCACCCAGAGAGGUAUCCUGCUGACCCUCCGCCACCUGAGGAUGGCCGUUAUCAUGAAGCUCAUGAUACCCGGAGGCCACCGAUUGACAUCGGAAAGGCAUUGAGGGAUCAUUGCAACAUUCCAGCCAGACAUUACUUUGUUGCGGCGAUUCUAGAUGACGGCAGUGCACAAAUGUUUGGAAACACGCUUUCUGGACCAGGAGGAAGGCAGCAGCCCAAUGCUUUCAGCAAAUUCUUCAACAUGAAGACAUUUGUUCGGCAUGUCAGAGGCGCAGAUGCUGUCCCAAGCCCUCUUCAUGACGACUCCGAAUUCAGUUUCGACGGCGAUGGCUACCAUCAAGCAUUUGGUAGUGGCUACGGACACCGAUCACAGGACCGCCGCCGACAAGUCGCAAACAUGUUCGACGAAGAGAGCAAUUAUAAGGCUCGCAAGAGGCAUCGAGGCGGUCUAGGAGGAUCGUAUCGAAGACAGGUGGAUGAUGACGAUGACGUGAUUGUGUCUGUGGCGAAUACCAAGAAGGGCCUCAGAGUUGGCAAUGAUCAGGAAGUGUGGGAUUUUUACGAACAACGGUUCAAGAACUGCCAACAAACGGCCUGCAAACUCAUCGCCAAAGCUUGGGUUAAAGUUGUCGAGCCGAAGAAACAAACCAAUCACCCUUACACAGGCCAGGAUGAAAAGGCACCAGAUUGGUGGCCUAAGCCGUGGGGCCCUACGAAGGAAGAGAAAGUUCGCCACAAGGAACCUGACCAUCUCUACAAGAGAGAGAGAGUGCAUCUCCUAUGCCAUAUCCUGCGCAUGAUUGUGGAGCCCCCUGAGAAGCAGCAUCCGGCCAUUCUGAAGAUGAACCUGAAUGUACAGAAGCUGGAGGAUGCCACAACAGAAGCGAUGUCGGCGUUCUUUUCUGACAAGGAGAACAAGGCAAAUGCCAAGAAAAAGCCAUAUUUGGAUGAGAUCUUCAAAGUUGCCAAGGGCGAAGAAAGAUACAAGAGGGGCGAGAUCGAUGGUGAUGCAACUAUCAUGGUCAUGUCAGAAGACAAAUUUCCCGAGAGCUAUCCCUCCGAUAACGAAGACAAUGGUUUCGUGAAAGAAGAGGAUGAUCACCACCCUUCCAUCACGUCAAGUGCAUCGCCGUCAAAGACGGGGCCACCACACGACCUCUUGCACACUUCAAGCAGCGAUCACAGUCCAACCGGAACUCUGCAAAGCGGCGCGUACAUGAACGAAAUGCCGUUACGUAACCAGCAGUAUUCGGCCCAAAUGAUGCCUUCAAGCAUUCACACCGAGCAUCACUUUGUAGAGGGCAACAAUAUUCAUCCGCCAUCAGGUAUGCCGCUCCAAGACUUGGUACCGCCAUCUCACGACCCGCAUCGCCGUCCAUCGAUCUAUGCAUCUGCAACAGAAUAUCCAAACGCCGCCUCUGGGAUGUACACCCAGCCUUGGCAAGGAGGUUCGACUGCUCCAAACGGGGCCUCUGUCUAUUCCUUCACACCACAACAGUCCGGCCCCGCACAAGGGCAUUUUGGUAACCCUAGUGUACCGUUGGCCCAAAACCAGUACAUACCUACGCCUUACGAUAAUAUUUCGCGAGGUGGAUUCGAUCAAGGAAGCAUGUUUAGGCCUGUAGGCGCCACCCAGACGCCCGUUCAAAAUGCUCAAGGGUUCUCAGGCUAUCUUCCCACCGACACCCGAGGCUUGCCUGGUUCAGGCGGAAAACCAGAUGCACUCGCCCGGGGUCAGAUUCACUGA
Colletotrichum truncatum is the source of this 1788-nucleotide messenger RNA. The record is from RefSeq and is a predicted model, not a curated record. NCBI's taxonomy places the organism in Eukaryota, Fungi, Ascomycota, Sordariomycetes, Glomerellales, Glomerellaceae.